AGUGCCCGUGUCAUCGUUUUAAGCGUCGUUGCCUCUUGCUAAUUUUUCUUGCGAAAAAGUGUGGGAAAAAGAACAAAAACUAUGAACAUUUGACGGCCGUCAUAAUUGUCGAAGUAUCGGGAAUAGAAGAAGUCGAAAUACCAAUGGUUUAUAAGUAAACCUGCAGCACAAAACUUUUUCCUAGCAACCCGGGACUCCUUUCUUUGUACGUGUGUUUGUUUGCGCGUGUGUUUGUCCGUGUGUGCGAGUAAGUGAUUGUGUGUGUGCGUGCGUGCCAAGAAAGUGUGUGUGUGUAUGUGAAAAAAAAGCCGCACACUGCAAAAAAACGCGAAUAGACGAACAAAUUUUCAUUUUCCCAACGGUCGAGAAUAACCGCUAAAAUUGUGGAAAAACAGGAGAAAACCCCGAAGCGGAAGAAGAAGACUGCAGCCAGUAAAAUGUCUGCAGUUUAUUCGCCGCAACCGCCGCAGCAGCAGCAGCAAUUGCAGCCGCAGCAGCAGCAACCCCCGCCACAGCAACAACAACAACAGCAGCAGCAGCAGCAACCGCCCCCGAAUAAUGCCCCCAAUCAACAGCCUCCUCCUGGUUCCGGUGUGGGCCCCGGCGGAGGAGGAGGAGGUGGCGGCGGCGGUGGUCUCCCAGGAGUCGGUGGCGGCGGAGGUAGCAUCUUGCCGAUGGGAAUGCAACAGCAGCAACAACAGCAACGACCACAAAUGGGCGUACCCGGUUCACCCGGCAGCAUCAUCUCCGGCGGCGGCGGUGGCGGUGGCGGCAUGAUGGUCACACCGCCGUCCACACCGCGCGGCUCUAAUGUGGUGCCGCCGCAGGUCAACUCUGCCCAGAUCCAAAAGAUGCUGGACGAGAACUGUGGCCUCAUCCAGACCAUUCAGGACUUCCAGAGCAUGGGCAAGGCGCAGGAGUGCAUGUCCUACCAUGUGGCGUUGCAUCGAAAUCUUGUCUAUCUCGCCCAGCUGGCCGAUCCCACCAUGAAUAUCUCCCAAAUACUGCCGCCACCGCACAUCCUCCAGACGCAAGCCAUGCAACAGAGCGGCCAGCAAACGCCCCCAUCGGGACCGCAUGGUAUGUUGGGCGGACCGCCACCUCAACAGCAGCCCGGACAGCAGGGUGCUCCGCCGCAAAUGGGCAUGCAGCAGCAUGGCGGCGAUCCUCAGGGUCCACCCGUUCAGAUGACGCCGUAUGGAGCGCAACAGCAGCAACCACAGCCACAUCCCGGACUGCCGCCCAAUGCCCAACAGCAAUCUCAACAGCAGCAGCAGCAACAACAGCAGGCUGCAGCGGCGGCGGCGGCUGCAGCAGCGGCAGCGGCAGCUGCUGGUCAGCAGCAGCAACAACAGGGACCGCAGGUUAGCCAGGCGGGCCCGCAGUCACAGCAGCAGCAUCCCGUCUACCGUAAUGCCCAGGGUCAGGGACAACAGCCUGGUCCGGGACAGGGACCAGGACAAGGACCAAAUCCGAAUGCAGCGCCCAAUCAACAGCGUCCCAACAAUGGACCACUGCCAGGACCCCAGAAUCCUCAGCAGCAGCAGCAGCAACAGCAGCCCGGUUCACAGCAGCCGCCCAAUCAGCAGCAGAGCGGUCCUCAGCCUGGUGCCGGUGGACCCGGUGUCCCGCCGCCACAGAGCCCCUAUCGCGUCAGUUACCAACAACAGCAGCAACAACAGCAACAGCAGCAGCAGCAGCAUGGCCACUAUCCUGGCUAUCCUCCGCAGCCGCAAACUCAAUACCAGCCACAGCCCGGCGCCUAUCCUUAUGGACCGCCCACCCAGGGCUACGGACCGCCGCCGCCAGUGCCACCGAAUGCCGGCCAAGGUGGCUAUCAUCAUGGGCCAGGUGCAGCAGCGGCAGCAGCUGCAGCCGCAGCAGCAGCGGGAGCCGGCGGACAUGGCUAUCAGCCGAAUGCCGGUGGACCGGGAGGACCACCGCCUGGUGCAUAUCCUCCGCCGCCUGGUAGCCAGCAGGUACCGCCAGUGCCGGGACAACAACAGCAGCCGCCACCACAAGGACCACCACCGCCCGGCCAGAUGUACGGUCCACCGCCCACCGGUGGACAGCAGCAGCCAGGACCGCCGCCCCAGAGCCAGUACGGUCCGCCGCCGCCACAGAAUUCAGCGGGUGGGCCGCCGCCGCCGAUGGGCUAUGCAGGGUAUCCACCUCAGCCUGGGCAGUACGGUCAGGCGGGAGCCGGUGGAGGACCUCCGCCACCUGGCAGCUACGGACCACCACCUCCGCCCACGGGCAGUGGCCAGAGUCCUUAUCAGGCGUAUCAACAGCAGCAGCAACAGCAACAACAGGCGACUGGUGGUGGCGGUGGGGGUGGAGGACCGCCGGGCAGCAGCUAUCCGGGAGGACCGCCCAAUAGUGUGGCAUCGGUGCCACCGCCACCGCCGGGUGGUGCCUAUAGCAGCACGGCGCCGAGUCAAACGCCACCGCCUCAGGGAGGUAGCGCAGGUGGUGGAGCCGGUGGCGGCAACACAAAUCCUAAUGGACCCAACGCACAGCAACAGUCGACGCCGCCCCCGCAGGGCGGAGCAGGUGGUGGGGCAGGAGGCCCCACAGGACCGAGUGGAUCUGCUGGCCAGCAAUAUGCCGGACCGCCGCAGCAACAGCAGCAACCGGGCGUCGUUGUGUCCGGUGUGGCGCCACUGCCAACGCAAGUUCAACCGACAACAUACUCCACGCCGGGUAACUACAACCAACAGCCGGGAGGAGCACCACCGCCGCCCAAUCAGCAACAGCAGCAGGCGCAGCCGGCGGUCGCCGGUGGAUCAGGCGGUGGCGGUGGUGGUGGUCCUGGUGGAGCAGGAGGUCCACCCAAUGCCCAGCAGGGACAGGGCAGCCAGCAGCAACAGCAACCGCCGCCAAACGGAGCCACGCCGCCCAUGCCGCCGAAUCAAUAUCAACCGGCGCCACCAGGAGCUCCACAGAAUCCCUAUGGAGGACCACCGCCACCACCGCCACAAGGCUAUGGUCCACCGCCGCCGGGCAGUGCAUAUCCCGGCCAUGCAUACCAUCAGCCACCUCAGACUGCCGGCUAUGCCCAAUAUCCGCCGUCGCAGGGCUAUCAGGGGUAUAGGCCCGCCGGUGCCCAAAUGCCGCCACCGGGAGCACCACAAGGACCGCCGCCAACGGGAGCCUAUGGAUAUUAUAGCCAGCAGCCGCCUCAAUGAGGCAGGGAAUCCCUAUUGCCGCCGCCGGGCUUCAUCCAUCCCAAGUGAUUCGUGUCGGAAUUGGUUGGCUG
Molecule: messenger RNA, 3259 nt
Organism: Drosophila serrata
Lineage: Eukaryota; Metazoa; Arthropoda; Insecta; Diptera; Drosophilidae
Source: RefSeq, a predicted model, not a curated record